CUAUCUUCUUCCGCUGGCUGCACCAUUUCUAGCGGCCCGGUAGAAUUUUGCAUCUCUAGAAAUGGAUUCUGUAUUUAUUACAUACGAAUACGCGGCGGGCCGGCGGUGAUAGAUUCUGUUCUGAGUUAAAUCUCCUGCAGUUUUGCCGAAUUCAUUUCUGCAUCCAUGGGUUCAACCCAAGUUGCGAUCUCUCCCGCCUCCUACGCCCCCGGCGGCCGGAGAUUCAAUACCGGAAACAGCAUCAAGAACGGCAGGAAAUCAGGUUUUAGCGAUCCUGGUUUCGCUUUCUUCCUGGUCUCAUUCCUGGUUCUGGUCUCCAUAGCUUGCCUCUAUGCUAGGCUCAUGCUUCCGCCCAAUGUCCACGCAAACCUACCUGUAUUGGGCUGCCGUGAAGACAAUGAGGGCUCAUGGGCAAUUGGUGUUUUCUAUGGGGACUCUCCUUUCUCCCUCAAACCCAUCGAAGACAUGAAUAUACAGAGGGACAAGAGUGCAGCAUGGCCAGUGGCCAAUCCAAUUAUAACUUGUGCUUCAGCUUCUCAGGCUGGAUUUCCUAGUAAUUUUGUUGCUGACCCCUUCCUUUUCGUUAAGGGAGACAUUCUUUACCUCUUUUUUGAAACAAAGAAUCCGAUCACAAUGCAAGGGGAUAUUGGAGUUGCUAAAAGUGUUGAUAAAGGAGUAACAUGGGAACAUUUGGGCAUUGCAUUGGACGAAGAUUGGCAUCUCUCAUUUCCAUAUGUGUUUGACUACAAUGGGAUUAUAUAUAUGUUGCCUGAAAGCAGUGAAAAGGGGGAACUUAAUCUGUACCGUGCUGUAGAUUUUCCCACAAAAUGGGUUCAAGAGAAGGUUAUAAUGAAAAAGCCCAUCAUAGAUCCUUCUAUAAUCCCACAUGAUGGGAAAUAUUGGCUGUUUGGUUCAGAUCACAGUGGCAUUGGAACCCAGAACAACGGACAACUAGAGAUCUGGUAUAGCACCUCUCCUCUUGGCCCUUGGAGGCCCCACACGAAGAAUCCCAUUUACAACACGGACCCGAGCAUUGGGGCCCGAAACGGAGGAAGACCAUUUUUGUAUAACGGAAACAUAUACCGUGUUGGUCAAGACUGUGGCGACACAUAUGGCAGACGCGUACGUGUGUUCAGAAUACAAAACCUCACAACAAACGAGUACGCGGAAGCCGAAGUUCCCUUCGGCAUUGGAGAGUCUAUAAAGGGGAUGAAUGCCUGGAAUGGGGCCCGCAGCCAUCACUUUGACGUGCAACGGCUGAACUCAGGAGAGUGGAUCGGCGUUUUGGAUGGGGACCGCGUGCACUCCGGAGACGUGAGGCAUCGGUUUGUCCUUGGCUUUGCUUCUGUGGUUGGGGUUGUAGUUUUCGUCAUAUUGUUUGGAGUCUUACUCGGGGUCGUGAAGUUUGUUGCGCCUUUGGGCUGGCAAUCCCACAACUUGGGAAAGAAGAGUGAUUCCAUUUCAUCGCGGAAAGAAGAAACGAAAAACCCAUUAUGUUUGAAGUUGGGGUUUCCGUGCAGCCAGUUAAACCGCGUGGGCCUCUUCCUACGUGUGAGAAUAAAACCAAACACAUGUUUCGGAGCUUUGGUUCUUGCCAUGGUGUUCUCAAUUGCAGCUGUUUUGGCGUGUUCCGGUGUCACUUACAUCUAUGGAGGCAACGGUGCUCAAGAACCGUACCCUUUGAAUGGUCACUACUCUCAGUUCACUCUCUUGACAAUGACGUACGAUGCCCGAAUGUGGAACUUGAAAAUGUACAUCAAACACUACUCGAGAUGCUCCUCGGUCCGCGAAAUCGUCGUCGUGUGGAACAAGGGAAAACCCCCACGGGCGAGCGAUUUCGACUCGGCGGUCCCGGUGAGGAUACGAGUGGAGGAGGAGAACUCCUUGAACAACCGGUUCAGACCUGACCCGCUCGUAAAGACCCGGGCCGUUCUUGAGCUCGACGACGACAUCAUGAUGACGUGCGACGACGUCGAGCGGGGUUUCUCGGUGUGGCGUCAGCACCCGGACGGGAUCGUCGGGUACUACCCUCGGCUCGUCAGCGCGGGCCCGCCGUUGGAGUACCGGCCGGAGCGGCACGCUCGCAAGCACAACGGGUACAACAUGAUAUUGACCGGGGCGGCGUUCCUCGACGCCCGGACGGCGUUCAGAAGGUAUUGGAGCGAGGAGGCUUCGGCGGGACGUGAAGUUGUCGACGCGGUUUUCAACUGCGAGGACGUGCUUUUGAACUACCUAUACGCCAACGCGUCUUCGGUCACGGUCGAGUACGUGAAACCGGUGUGGGCCAUGGACAUGUCCAAGUUUUCGGGGGUCGCUAUCAGCGGAAACACGCAAGCUCACUAUCAUGUUCGGAGCGGAUGCCUCCGGAAAUUCUCGGAGAUUUACGGGAGCAUAUCGGACCGGAAGUCGGAAUUCGGCCGCCGGAAGGAUGGGUGGGAUGUAUAGCCCCUUGUUAUUGUUUUUUGUUAUUGUGCUUUUUGGUAGCAUUAGUUAGUUAUUUUUUUGAGAAACGUAUUGUCUUUGAGACAUUAAAAAUGUCAAUAUUGAUGAGUUUUUAGCAUAGUGCAUACUAGUAAUAUUUUUCCUCUUUUAAUGUUUUUUGUCGGGUUUCAUUUAUAAAAUGUUUAAAACUAUAAUUUUGUUUUUGAAUAAUGUUCAAAAAUUAUAAUUGAGAAUAGAGUUGAUGGCGAAUAAAUGUUGUGAUGGGUA
Cuscuta campestris is the source of this 2709-nucleotide messenger RNA. The record is from the annotation of a GenBank genome assembly. Lineage: Eukaryota; Viridiplantae; Streptophyta; Magnoliopsida; Solanales; Convolvulaceae.